Messenger RNA from Haplochromis burtoni (Burton's mouthbrooder), 5348 nucleotides. RefSeq names its product synergin, gamma (gene synrg). Gene Ontology annotation, cellular component: clathrin coat of trans-Golgi network vesicle. The record is from RefSeq and is a predicted model, not a curated record. The transcript is spliced from 24 exons. Lineage: Eukaryota; Metazoa; Chordata; Actinopteri; Cichliformes; Cichlidae. Gene Ontology annotation, molecular function: protein binding. The coding region runs from base 63 to 4466 and encodes 1467 amino acids.
CGUCCCACCACACAGUCCUAAGUAGUGACGUCGUCUUCCUCUUAGUGACUGCUGUUAUCAAGAUGGCGCUGCGGCCAGGAUCUGGGGGAGGUGGCAGUUUUAUGUAUCCUGUUGGAGGAGGCUUGGGACCGCCGCAAGGCAUGGUACCCAUGCAGCAACAGCAGCAGCAGCAACAGCAGGGCUUCCCCAUGGUUCCUGUCAUGCAGCCUAACAUGCAGGGCAUGAUGGGAAUGAACUUUGGAGGCCAGAUGCCCCCAGGUGCCAUCCCUAUGCAGGGUGGAAUGGCGAUUGGGAUGCAGACCCCUGGGAUGCAGUUCUUGGGUCAGCCACAGUUCAUGGGUAUGAGACCAGCAGGACCCCAGUACACAGCUGACAUGCAGAAACAGAUGGCUGAAGAGCACCAAAAACGUCUGGAGCAGCAGCAGAAAAUGCUGGAGGAAGACAGGAAAAGAAGACAAUUUGAGGAGCAGAAACAGAAGCUGAGGCUGCUCAGCAGUGUCAAACCCAAGACGGGGGAGAAGAGCCGCGAUGACGCCUUGGAGGCAAUCAAAGGCAACCUGGACGGUUUCAGCAGAGAUGCAAAGAUGCACCCCACUCCAUCAUCUCAGACCCAGAAGCCAGACUCAUCGCCAUCACACCCGUCUGUCACUGCUCCCUCCCUUCCCCCAGCUAUGUCUGAGGAUAAUGAUGACUUUAGUGACUUUCAGGGCCCUGUCGAUACCCCCACGUCGUUCCCUUUGCCCCCCUCCUCAUCCUCUUCCUCCUUCACCACCACUCCCUCCAGCUUUGGGUUCUCCUCUCAGGCCCAGCCUUCAUCCUCUGCCCCCAACAUAGGUUUCUCUGAGGACGAUGACGAGUUUAGUGACUUUGUUCAGGGACCUGUAAACACUUUCCCUUCUGCCAACUUCCACCUCUCCUCUCAGUCGCAAGUCCAAUCGACUUUUCCACCCUCACAAUCCCUCCCCUCUUCUGUGUCCAUUCACACUGACACCCAACACUCUGCUGUCAGCACCAGCACCCAGUCUGCAUUUCAAGGCCCAUCCCUGGAAGAGAAGCUGUUCUCCUCCUGUGAUCUCACAGCUGAUAAGACUGCGCAGGUUAGCUUUAAGUCCAAGCAGAGUUUGGCUGAAAUGACUCCUAGAGCUAAAGUUUCAGCCCAGUUUCAGCCCAGUACUAAAGCGAGGAACUGGGCCGCGGCCACCGAGGACUUGAGCUCUGUCUUCGUCACAGAAAAGCCACCAGAGGCCCCGGUACCAGCGCCCAAACUCCCCCCAUCAGCUGCUGGCGCAUCUCCUCAAACCAGUAGUGACAGUGCAGGUGUUGGUGUGUAUCCACAACAAGAGCACAUUCAGACCAUGCUGCCCGCCUGGGUUUACAACGACAGCCUCGUCCCAGAAAUGUUCAAGAAGGUUCUUGAAAUCACCAUGACUCCGGCAGGGAUAGACACAGCCAAACUCUACCCGAUAUUAAUGUCAUCAGGUCUUCCCAGGGAAGCACUCGGGCAAAUCUGGGCAUCAGCCAACCGCACAACACCUGGCAUGCUGACCAAGGAGGAACUUUACACUGUACUUGCACUAAUUGGGGUGGCGCAGAGUGGCCUCCCGGCAAUGAACGUGGAAAUCCUCGGCCAAUUUCCUUCUCCUCCCGUGCCGAACCUGCCGGCUCUGGCUAUGGCCAUGGCCCCUGUCAUGCCUCAGCACCAGCAGCCCAUGAUGACCCAGCCCCCGGUCUCCAUGGCCAUGCCCACAGCAGCCCCGCCACCAGUCAUGCCUAUGACACCGGCAGCACCGGCUCAGCCACCCACAAACACAAAUUUCAUUGCCAGUUUCCCUCCAGCACAGGUAUCACAGGGAACCAAAGCCGAUGACGAUGACUUCCAGGACUUCCAGGAAGCUCCAAAGGCAGGAGGAGACCAAGCUUUCUCUGACUUUCAGGGGGAAUCGGGAGGAAGCUUCCCUACUACCAUUGCACCACAGCACCAAAACAGCACGCCUGCCUUGCUGACUCCAGUGUCUGGUUCCUCCUCCGCCUCCGUUACAUCUUCUGAUAAGUACGCCGUGUUCAAGCAGCUGUCUGUGGAUCAGCCUGCAGAGCCUACACCCCCUGCCUCAGAUAUUGGAGACAAAUACAGUGUAUUCAGACAACUCGAACAACCCGCGGAGAAGAAAUCAGUCGGAGAAGGAUUUGCAGAUUUCAAGUCUGUCGGCACAGUCGAUGAUGGCUUCACAGACUUUAAAACAGCCGACAGCGUCUCUCCACUAGACCCUCCAGAUCAAGCCAAGCUCUUUCAACCUUCCUUCCCCUCUGCUUUUCCAAACUCUCAGUCACUACAGCAGCUUCCCCAGCAACAGCCAGCAGUGUCUCUUUCUCAGCCCAAAAAUCCUCUCAACAUGGCUGACCUGGACCUUUUCUCUUCUAUAGCGCCCUCUGUUCCUGCCCCCACUGAGACAAAACCCAGCACAUUCCCUUCUGUGUCUGUGCCCCCCUCUCUCGUCCUCCUGCCAGGUGGAGCAAAACCUCCGGGAGGAGGGGCAGAUGAGUUUGGGGAUUUUGCCCUCUUUGGCUCCUCUUCUGACUCCACUCAAGCUUCAGCCGCAGGAGGAGCUGCCUCAGCACCUCAGGAUGACUUUGCAGACUUCAUGGCAUUUGGCAGCUCUGGUGGAGAGCCUAAAGGCGAGAGCAGCGCGGGUGUUCAAGGGGAAACCUCCACACAGCAGCGGUCUCAGCAGAGCUCUGACAAAUACGACAUAUUCAAACAACUUUCUCUGGAAGGAGGCCUCGCCUACGAUGACACCAAGGAGAGCGGCGCCGGCUCCUUCUCGUCACUCAAGAGCGACAACGACGACUUUGCCGAAUUUCAGUCCUCGAAGUUCUGCACAGCACUCGGUGCUUCUGAAAAGACUCUGGGUGACAAGGUGGCCGCGUUCAAACAGGCCAAGGAAGACUCUGCAUCUGUAAAGUCCCUCGACCUCCCGUCCAUCGGCGGGAGCAGCGUGGGAAAGGACGACUCUGAGGACGCGCUGUCAGUACAGCUGGACAUGAAGCUGUCGGACAUGGGAGGAGACCUGAAGCACGUGAUGUCAGACAGCUCUCUGGAUUUGCCGGGUCUCUCUUCCCACCAGCCCCCUGCUACAGAAGGAGACGACAUGAAAUUUGACCCCUUUGGGACAUCGGCCCUCAGCACCUUGGCCAGCUAUGACUGGUCAGACCGGGACGAGAGUCUGCCCGGUGAGGUCAGAAAGCCACCGGGCUUGGAAGGAGCUGGCCUUCCAUCUUUAGUCCCCACACAGAGGAAGGAACUGACCUUUGGCAGCACUGAAAACAUCACAAGCAACUCCAUAGCAAACAUCAUCACCUCCUUCCCUGCAGAGGACAGUUCAUCAGCAGAUGACAAGUUUGAAGCCUUUGCUGACUUUGGCUCCGGCGACCAGGGCGGUGUCAAUAACGAGGAUGACUUUGGAGACUUUGCAAGUACUGUUUCGGAGAAGUCAGACUCGCCUGCUGCCACUGCCGAGGCGGGCUCAGAGGGAAACCAGAGCGAGGCCUCCGAUGACUUUGGUGCCUUCCAGGGAGACAAGCCAAAGUUUGGCAGGUCUGACUUCCUCAAAGCCAGCGCUCAGGCCAAGGUCAAGUCCAGCGAGGAGAUGAUCAAGAACGAGUUGGCAACUUUUGAUUUGUCGGUUCAAGGUUCCCACAAGCGCAGUCACAGUUUGGGUGAGAAGGAGAUCAGGCGUUCACCCCCGUCUCCGGCGCCAGAGCAGCCCUUCAGAGACCGAUCCAACACCCUGAACGAGAAGCCUGCACUGCCCGUCAUCAGAGACAAGUACAAGGACCUGACUGGAGAGGUGGAGGAGAGCGAGCGCUACGCCUAUGAGUGGCAGAGGUGCCUGGAAAGCGCUCUGGAGGUCAUCACCAAAGCCAACAACACCCUGAACGGGAUCAGCAGCUCUUCUGUCUGCACCGAGGUCAUCCAGUCUGCUCAGGGCAUGGAGUACCUGCUUGGCGUGGUGGAAGUGUAUCGCGUCUCUCGGCGUGUGGAGCUGGGCAUCAAGGCCACGGCAGUGUGCUCUGAGAAGCUGCAGCAGCAGCUGAAGGACAUCAGCCGUGUGUGGAACAACCUCAUAGGCUUCAUGUCGCUGGCUAAGCUCGCUCCUGAUGAAAGCUCCCUGGAUUUCUCCUCCUGUAUUCUGCGGCCGGGUAUCAAGAAUGCAAAGGACUUGGCUUGUGGGGUUUGUCUGCUCAACGUCGACGCUCGCAGCAAGAACAAAGAAGAAAGCACUAUUGGACGUCUGUUUAAACGAGCAUUGACUAAAGACAGGGAGAGGAGCUUAAGGGCGUUCAACUCUGAGACAGACAACUUCAAACUGAUGUACGGGGGCCAUCAGUACCACGCCAGCUGUGCCAACUUCUGGAUUAACUGUGUGGAGCCCAAACCCCCGGGCCUCAUCCUGCCUGACCUGCUCUGAGCUGCCAUGGUAACACGGCAAGAGCUAAUUACCACCAGAUAGGUGGAGCGGCCACUCGCCUCACACCAAGAGCAAGAGGAGAACAUCUACAGUCACUGGAUUCCUCUAGCUUUUUUUUUAUUAUCCUGAAAUCUCACCCAGACUGUGUUCAUUUGCAGAUCUUUUCCCUGAAUAGUCAUUGGUCGGUUCAUAUGGUUACUCUUUCGUUCAACCAUACAGGUCAGCAGUUGAGGUCAUAUUUAAAUCUGUUUUUAAUGCUGCUUUUGACAAAUUAUUUCUGCUGACUAUUCGUGCAGAAAUGCAACAAUAUUAAUAAAUAUAACUAAUCAGUGAAUCCUAUUUAAAUUAUUAGGUGUGCAAUAUCCUUAUAACACUGGCCGAGGAGGUUUUUGCUUCUGUUUGUGUAUUUUUUGUUUGCAGUGAAUCAGAUUUAAUGAAUCAUAAGUCUACCAUUGAAUUACUUGAAUUGUAUUUCUGUCUCGGGUCUGUUGGAUGAAACUCUGUGGCUGUUAUGGUUUUAAUGUCUUUUUGAAAAUCUUUAACAUUCAAACCAUCUCUGCUCUGCCGGAAGGUAGGCACCUCUCUUUCUCUGCAUUAUGUUUCGCUGCGUUGAAUGUCUUUUGCACUGUUUGUGAGGAAACUUUAACACCUCUUUGGGUAUUUAAAUUGUAUUUUGUAGGUGUUGGGGAUUUGAAGGGAAUCUGUUGUGACUUUCUGUGUUGUUGUUGUGUGCAGAGCUGAAAUUCUGGAAGUAUUUACUAAUGCUGAAUUUGAACAGCAGCAGCAUUUUCUGUAUAUUACAGUGUCAUGCUGCAGCUUUGUAUUAAUCACCCAGCUGUAAUGUGAAUGUUAUGUAAAUAAAUGACGUGCAAACUGGUUAAA